Bradysia coprophila is the source of this 3722-nucleotide messenger RNA. Its product is annotated as interaptin. NCBI's taxonomy places the organism in Eukaryota, Metazoa, Arthropoda, Insecta, Diptera, Sciaridae. The record is from RefSeq and is a predicted model, not a curated record.
AUAAGAACAUCAAACUAAAUGUUGAACCAGCUGGAUGUUAUAUAAACUUGCCCAAGAAUAAAUUUUGUGAUAAAUUGGCAUUAUAUCUGCAAUUUGAAACCAAAACUAACUACACAGAGUGAAACGAAUAAGAAUUGUGUAAGCCAACACUCGAAAUGUUCAGUUUUUUCAAACGAUCGAAGAAGCGAGGUAACAACGAUCGCAAAGGUAUCAACGACACUCGUACUAAUGCAGAUGUUAGUGCAAAGGGCGCAUGUGCGCACGAGAACAAUUUAGCUGAACCGCAGAUUAAAUCAGAUCGAGACAUUCGAUUGGUACAGCAUAAUCGUCAGUAUGAAAAUGAUUCAGUCGAUGAACGUGCGGUGUCGUCAAAUCUGUCAACCGCACCGAAAAGUAGCUUUUUUGACAUCAUGGCCAAGGGCAGAUCUCGUCGCAAUUCGGGAAAAAACAAAAAACAAACGCAACCGAACAAUAACAAAAAACCAGAAGAAACAAAUCGUCGAUUUCUGUCGAUGGAUGGUGAAAACAUAAAGUCAAAGAACGCAGUAUGUGAAAAACCCGUGUCUAACGAUGAAAAUGUUCAGUGGAAAAUAGACAGAAGUACAGCGAAACAAAAAUGUGAUUCUGUUGACUUUGUAGUUAAAAAUAAAUUUCAGUUAGAAGAUCAACAUGAGCAGCUACAACUGCCACUGAACGUUCGAAAUAAUGGUGUGGUAGUUGAUAUUGAACGAAACUGCGUGUACGAAGUACGUCAGAGUGCUGAAAAUAGCCAACAAAAACAAUAUGUUGGUGAAAGCAAUUUAGAUCGUUCCGGUGCUUUAAAUUUUGCAAACGCGAUUACUUUCGAUAAACACAACCGUCCGGCAUCACCUACGUCUUUUACACUGCAAUUUACGGAAGAGCAUAACCAAUCCGCCAGUCAAACACAAAACUUCAAUGAAAUGGGACAACAACCAACCAAACAACAAUCAAAUAAAGACAUCGAGCAAAAAGUAAAUACGCCCGCACCAAUGUCGCCCAUCGAAAUAUUACCGAUAACAAAUCCUGAAUAUUUUCAAACACCUCCGUCACCCACCGUGAUUGAUGAGAUAUUUUAUGAAGCUGACGAACACAUCGUGCCAGUUCCUGAUGAGGAUGCCAUCCUAACCGAUAUGAUUUCUAAUAUACCAGUUGUUGUGAACGAAAAUUUUAAUUUUACGAAAAAUGAUCAUGAAAAUACGUGUGUGAACCGAGUGCCAAGUUUUCAUAUUGCGGGAAAAACGUCGUCGUCGUCGGCAGACCCGAAUUAUGACCAAAUUAUCAUAAAUAACGAUGCGGUACACGGUAUUUGUGUGGAUAUACCAAACAAUCAUGAUUCACCUGACUCAGGAAUUGUGGACUUAGCUAAUAAUGAAGGUGCGGUAGACGUAGACAUUUCACAACUUAUUAAUAAACUAGAAAACGAAACGAUAUCAUCAGAUUUGAACGGUGGUAAUAUGAAAAGUGCAUUUAAAUUUGAAAACGGUUUCAACGAUUCCAAUAAUAAUGGUGUGAACGGUAACAGCAAAAAGUUUGGCGGCUCAGAUGGUGGUAGUGAUAAGAAGAAAGUGGUGAAAAGAGUAACGUUUGAAUUGGAUAGCAAAAGUCUACCGGAUGUCGUUACCGCAUCGACCAACGGUAUUAUGGUUAUUCCAGUAGAAAGUAAUCCGCACGAAGAACACAACAACCAUCAGUGCAACGGCAAUGUCAAGCGAGACCUGGUAAAUAAAGACGCUUUAUUUACGACCCAAUUAGAGGAAGCUGAAAAACAAGCAGUGACUUCACAGGCCAAAGCAGACGACUUAGCUUAUCAAAUUAAUGAACUGGAACGAAACUUAACGGUCAAAACAUGGAACGUCGAGCGUCUCCAAGCGGAACUACAAGCAGCAUAUACAGAGGGCGAAUGUGUAAAGAAAAAAUUGAAAUUGCAGGAAUCUGAAAUGGCUGCACUUCGAUCAAAACAGUCGGAAAAGGAAGAUGAACUGAACAGCAAAUACAAUGAAUUGGAAGUCAAAUACAACGAACUCCAAGAGAAACUGUCUCAAGUGCAGAAGCUUGCGAUGGUUCUGCAGGUUCAAUUGGCUGAAGCACAAUGUGAUGCAAGCGACGUACGACGCGAAAAGGACGAAUGUGUUGCCGAACAAGAAGCCGAAAAUAAAAGACUGCAAGAAGCAUUGGAGGUGGCAUUGGCUGAAAAGAAAAAAAUCGAUGAGAAAUGGCACGUUGACUUUGAACUGCUCAGAACGGUCAACUCAGAUCGCGAGGAACAUUUACUACAAGACUGCGAAUGGAAACUUAGGUCAACGGAACAGGCAUGCAAAGCAAAAGUUGUAGCAGCAGAGGCGGCACGGAAGGAAGCAUUGGAGAAAGCAGAACAAAUUGAAGUUGAAGCAAAGAAACAGAUUAGUGAGGUGCAGCAUUUACGAUCUUACGAAGCAGAAGUGGCUGCACUACGUGGACUAACUAGCGAUCAAAAGGAAUCGAUUAAUUCGAUGAUUUUUCAGUUAGAUGAAAUGAAAAAGGAAUUGGAAACGGCAAAUAAAACGGUCGAUGAGUCGAUAGAAACGGUCCGUAAAAUUAAAUUUCAAUGCGCUCAGGAAAUCAGCGAGAAGCACAGACAAAUGAUAGCCAAGAUCGAUAAUGCUCGUUACGAGGUGGCCGUUAUGUGGGAGGACAGAUUGAUGGAGGAAAUGGGAAGACUGAAAAUAGAAUUAGAAUCGUGUUAUGCCGAAGACCGAGCCGAAGCAUUACAAACUGCACACAAUGAGAAAAUUGAAGAAAUUACCUGCCUGACAAAUACAUUCAAUCAAAAAGAAAAGGAACUUCGUGAUGAGAUUGUUGAAUUGAAACGCCUAAUCGCAGACCGAAAUGCAAAGUUACAGGACGCCAAUGUACGGUCCGACAAUCAAAUCAUGCAGAUCCGGGUGAUAUUGGACAAGUCAGAGAGAGAACAUCAACGGGAAAUGGAUGCAGAAAUGUCGAAACGCGAGGAAUUUGCAGCUUCAAUGAAAGUACAACACGAAAAUGAUAAGCGUGACAUGGAGGAGAAAUUCAGAGAACGAUUGUGUCAGGUCAGUGAAGAGUUUUCGGCUGAACUAACGACCAAUAAAGAAGAACUGCAGGCUCGGCAUAAGAAACAAUUGGAGCAACAAUGGGAAAAGUUGAUGGCUGAGAAAGAGGAAGCCAUUCAAGACUUAGAGCGAAGUUUCAAACGGAAACUCAUCGACGCUGAAACAAAGUUCAGAGAUCUGGAAAUAUCGCAACAGCGUGCCAUCAAGGACAUGAAAAAUUGUCAUGCCAUGGAACGAUCGAGUUUGGACCAGCGAGAUCUGCAAAAUGCACAAGAAAUCGAAACAUUGCACCGAAAGUGUCGGUGCCUUACGAAAUUAUUCGAGGAGAUGCGAAUGAGAUACGAACGACGCGAUCCGCGUGCCGAAGAUUUACGCGAAAUUGCCGAAUUGAAGAAUCGCUGUGAUGCCCAGGAUCGUGACCUCCGUAUAUUGACUGAAAAAUUGCGUGAACUGCAAAUGGAGCACCAGGAAUUGGAACAGAGCUGUGGCGGUGCUGCGGUACGGAAGCAAAAAAAUAAAAAAUCAAAAUUGAAUUGUGAUGUGAUAUACGAGGAAAACGAAGAACGCGAAUCGCCGCCGAAUGCUUAUCGUAACGGAAAUUUCGAAUGAAAAAAAUAAUUUUAAGAAAGAAAA